UGGGGGAUGUAGAGGGAGAGAGUGAGAGCAGCAUUUGGGAAACCAGCUGAUCAGAGCUGUGGUAUUCUACCACAGAGGCACAGGGAAAGUAAUCGUGACUGGAAAAAGAAAAGAUAGGGAGAAGGUGGGGAGAAGACAGUUGAAGACUUUGUCAUCCUCAGAGAGAAAACACACAGGUAGCCUCCGCAGUAGAAAAGGAAAUGUGUUCUUCCCCUUUUGCGAACCUGGCAGCUCACAUGAAGAGGAGAGCGCUGUUGGUGAAGGUCUUUGGGAAGAUGUGAGGACUGCUGGCAGGGUGGAAUACUGAGGAGGAAACAGCAGAGAGAAGAGAUCAGCUCAGCGCUGGAAAGCAGCACCGUGGUCAAAUCUCGCUGAUCAGUUGAAUCGACAGACGGAAGGAAGAGGAACCCUGCUGAAAGUGAAGCGAUGUCUUGGCUGUCACCAGUGUCAUGGGCCAAAUGGACGUGGACGGCGGUGCGAGGAGCAGAGGGAGAGGAGGAAGAGGAUGAGGAGGGGCAGGAGGCGAGGGAGGCGAGGGAGCAACGCAGAGAGAGAGGAGAGGAAGAGGAGGAGAGAUCUCAAGGCUGCAGCUCUGACUCAGAGGGCCAUUUUGAGACUCCUGAAGCAGCAACUCCAGUCCAUGAACCUCUGCCGGCCCCAGGAGAGCUGGAGAACAACAACACUGAUACAGGCAGAGCAGAACUGGAGGAGGAUGAGCAGCUGAUGGUGAUUGGUCCUGCUGAGGAUCAGAAAAUGUUGCUCAACCACAACAUGGGUCAGGGUGAGCCAGUGAUCUCAAUGGGCAGCCCGCUGGAAAUAGGAGCCCAGACCCAAACAGCAGAACAAACAGAGAACCCUCCAGCAGACUCGUUCCCUGGGACUGUUCCUGAUUCUCCCUCAUUGAGGAGGGAGCACGAAAUGGCUGAAUGCACCACUCCAACCUCAGUCCCAGCUCCUGAGCCAUCCCAGUCCCCAGCACCUGUCUUAGUCCCAGCUCCUUCCCCUGAUCUGCCUCCAGCCACAGUACCUGACCCAGGUUCAACCCAUAUCAGCAGUCCAGCAGCCUGCACAGCUCCAGAGGCCCCUGAGGACACUCCCCCUGCUGACCCAGAAACAUUGUGUAAUGGCCUCCCUCACAAGACAGAGCAUCCUCGAAAGAGCAAAAGCCCUAAGUCUAAGCCUCCGUCUCUCAAGAUAAAGUCCUUGGAGAGCGAGCUGGCUCAGGAGAAUGAGGAACAAGAACUCCCAGUUCCAAAGGCCAGCUACAACUUUGAUCCUGACAGUAUAGAUGACAGCUUCAACCCUUUCAUCAGUGGUGGAUCCAAGAUCCAGAACUCACCCCCUCCAUGUGGUCCAAAGUCUCUCCCCAGGCUAGAGCCGCUCGGAGGCUCACUGCCUGUCUGUGAGGCAACCUCUGCAUCUAUAACGGAAGAGGAGGUGAUGGAGCCACCUUCAGACGUGAAGCCCGUGAAGCUGGAGUUUGGUCUGGAUGAAGGGGAAGUCAGCAAGCCUCCUACAAGGAAGUUAGGUGGGAAAAAGACAGUCAGCAAAGUCCCAGCCAAGAAGCAGAGGCCCAAAGCAUCAGGGGCUGCUAGUAAACCAGCACCAGAACCGACAGUAUCUGAACCAGUUUCUCAACCAGUAUCAGAACCGGUGCCAGAUCCAAUCGCAGAGACUUCUUCCGCAUCUGUUUCAGAGUCCGCCGCUCCUCUGAAUCUGGAUGAUAUUCCUAUUCCCAAGUCAGGAACGUAUAACUUUGAUCCCAGUCAGUGGGAUGACCCAAACUUCAAUCCAUUCGGUAGCAAUAGUAAGACGAGCCCAGUGCUCCCAAGGGGUUCCUAUAACUUUGACCCAGACAAUUUUGAUGACUCUGUGGACCCUUUCAAGUCCUCUAACACAAUAAGUAACGAGGACUCAUCCAGUAGCUCCCCACAGCUUGAGAAAAAAGAAAAAGAUGCAGGCAAACAGAAACCAGUGACCUCAAAAGAGGAAAAGAAAACAAAGCAAACAAAGAAAAACAAGGACAGGACAAUCACGAACUCCUGUAAAGUACAGAAAUAUGAAAACCAGUCUUUGGUCCUUGACGUGUGUAAUCAGGAGGAAGACGAGGUCGUGGUUCAGGCUCCAGAGAUCACUCAGCGGGUUCAUCACGCCACCGACGAGGAGAAGUUGGCCUCCACCGGCAUCAUGGGUCAGACCACAGACACCCAGGGGGGGAAAGGAGACUCAGAGUGCAAUAAAGCACGAGGCAAAAAUCAGCCCAUCAACGAUAUAUCUGGAAUUGAUGAGCCGGAGAUCAAGAUUGCAGACCAAAUAGAGGAGAAGGACACCUGCAGUCUGAAACAUGACAUGGAUGAAGAUAUAUCCAUCAGCAAAACAUCAAAGGUAAUUGGCAGUGAGGGCGAAAUCACAGCGACCUCUUCCCAGGACAAUAUACCUCUGAGUGAGAUGGACAAGGCCGCGGUGCUCACCCUGAUUAGAGAGGAGAUCAUCACUAAAGAGAUUGAGGCCAAUGAGUGGAAGAGAAAGUACGAGGAGAGCAGAGCAGAGGUUUUGGAGAUGAGGAAAAUAGUUGCAGAGUAUGAGAAAACAGUCGCACAGAUGAUUGAGGACGAGCAGCAGCAGAAGACUCUGUCCUGCAGUAAGACUGUCACCCAGCUGACCAUGGAGAGGGACCAGGCCUUGGCCGACCUCAACUCCGUGGAGCGCUCACUGUCCGACCUCUUCAGGAGGUAUGAGAACCUGAAGACUGUCCUGGAGGGCUUCAAGAAGAAUGAAGAGGUGCUGAAGAAGUGUGCGCAGGAGUAUCUGGUGCGAGUCAAACAAGAGGAGCAGCGAUACCACACCCUCAAGCUCCACGCUGAGGAGAAGCUGGAUAAGGCUAAUGAGGAGAUCGCACAAGUGCGUGGCAAGGCCAAUGCUGAGAGUGUGGCACUGAGCGCCAGCCUGAGGAAGGAGCAGAUGAAAGUGGAGUCACUUGAAAGAGCUGUCCUCCAAAAGAAUCAAGAGAUUGAAGAGCUCACCAAGAUCUGUGAUGAACUGAUUGCCAAGCUGGGAACAGACUGAACGGCCCUUAAUCAAACUUUCCAGCACUUAUAGUCCCACUUUUACACAGAUCUCCCUCGGCUCAAGCCCCACACUUCCCCCACUGUAACGUAUGAUGUAAAUACAUUACUGCAUCUCAGCACAUCCCAACUUUUCUCUCUGUCUGCUCGUUUGUUUUUCAAAAUAAUCCUUAAAAAGGCAGGCUGUGUGCACUUUGCUCAUUUGUGCUUUUCAGCCUGAAAUAUGAAAUCACAACAAUCAUUUCAAGAAGCACAUAGGAAAAGCACAUUUUAUUGGUGUAUUUAAGGACAAGUAUUUCUGAAGGAGCAAAACUUUGAUGAGAUUCCAACUUGAGGUUCAUUAAUCUGUCAAUUUCUGGAUCUUCCUUACAGUUCUGGAUCUGCCCGAUAGUGACGUUCCUGCAUGUGUCUUUGUACUUUUGAAUCACAAGCUCUGUCAGGGAUUUAAAGGCUCCCUAUAAGGUUGGGAGAUUCACCAGUUAUCCUCUCUUACUCCUACAAAAUGCAUUUAGCAAGUUUAGAAAAAUCUACAAGGCAGAGGAGUUUUAAAAUGCGUACAAGCUGUGUAUUCACAUUUUAUACAGCACGUUUUACACGAAACUAUAGAAAACGACAUGGGAGAGGUAUGUGCAAUAUUUGUUCAUUAAUGAGCUAAGGGGAAAUGCACAGGGAGAAAGCUCACACAUCACGUUUCUCUUUUUUGUAUCAUCAUAUUUAAUUAUAAUUCCCUUGGUCUACAGUGUAAUUAACUGAGUUGGUGAACCAGCAUUCUGAUGGGAGAUAUGACUUCAUUGAGUGCCUAAACAAAUCACUCUGUGUUAUAUUGUAUUCCUUUUUAUUAACUUGAAUUCUUCCUUCUGCCAUUUCCUUUGGCAAGGUAGUUUUUUUGUGAGGGAGCAAGUUCAAUCCAGCUUUCGUUUUUUCCUUAAUCGCAAAAUGAAUUGUAUCCGGUAUCACAGUGCAUAUCUUCAGUUUAUUUUUUUUUACUGUUAUUGCAUAUUGAAACAUUCUUCAACAGCUGAUAAAAUCCCUAGUUCUGCACAGUUUAAAGUGAAACCAGAGAUACGAGAUACACUAUGGCCCCCGCCAGCCUAACAUGUCAUAACAGCACUUAAGUGAAUCAUAUCUUCAAUUUAUCAUUUUGCAUAAUAUCACAUUCAUUUGGCUUGGCAGUGGGUUGAAAGUGAGCGGUGUGGACGAGAGAGUCAGUUUGAGAGUUUAUGUAGGAAAAACUUUGCUCUUUGCUCUUCUCAUUAAACCAAUUGCCAUAUUUUAAUUUUCUCUUCCUUUGCCUUUGAGAGCGGAAAAGUAAGUAGCACACUCUGUUGCAGCCAUGUAGAUAUUCUAUAUUCAUAUUUUUUCUGUAAACCCAAAUGUUGCUGAUGUGCCUUUAUUUUGCCUUUUUGUGGGAAAAAAGGUUAGUUUGGUUUUCUGUGAUUUUCCUUAUGCAGGUAUGUAUAUAUACAUACAUAUAUAUACACAGUGCAUGAUCAAAAUAUGCUGAAAAACAGUAAGUUAUAAUGAUUUGCAGUUCUGCAGUGGCAGGUCAGUGUGUGAACAUGGCAAGCUACAUCACACCUAAGGCCGGUUGCUGCUGCUAACAUUGGGAGCAGAUCAUGCAGUGAUACCUCUAUUGUCCAUUAUUUUAUCAUUUUUCUUGUCUGACCAUACCUUGAUUUGCUCAAAAGUGAGUUUUUGAAAUGUUUUAAAUAAGGAGGUGGACAGAUUGAAUUUAUUCUCUUGAACAAAAAGAGCUCCCAUCCUCUGGCUUUGUUAUGUGGAUCUGAACAAUCAACUGCCAAAUGUCAUUGCCAAAUCAUGUGGGUUUCAGUGACUUGGUGUCCUGUUGUGGUGGCGUUGCAUUUGUUUGAAGGUGCUUUUUAAUCCAAAUCCAUUGUCGCAGUACAAUAUGUGUAUAUUUUAUACUUUAAAAAAGAAAAGGAAAUUCAUAAUUUUGUUCUUAAUAUUUGUAAAAUGGAAGAAAUACAUAUGCCCAGAUUAUAUGUUAACUGCUAUAUUUUGUGCAUAAGGCAUUCCUGAAUAAAUGGUCAAGAUUUAA
Messenger RNA from Myripristis murdjan (pinecone soldierfish), 5124 nucleotides. RefSeq names its product transforming, acidic coiled-coil containing protein 1 (gene tacc1). The record is from RefSeq and is a predicted model, not a curated record. Gene Ontology annotation, biological process: cerebral cortex development; nuclear migration; mitotic spindle organization. The transcript is spliced from 13 exons. NCBI's taxonomy places the organism in Eukaryota, Metazoa, Chordata, Actinopteri, Holocentriformes, Holocentridae. The coding region runs from base 427 to 3066 and encodes 879 amino acids. Gene Ontology annotation, cellular component: cytoplasm.